This is a messenger RNA of Rhopalosiphum maidis (corn leaf aphid), 3199 nucleotides long. RefSeq names its product glycogen phosphorylase. Gene Ontology annotation, molecular function: pyridoxal phosphate binding; glycogen phosphorylase activity. Gene Ontology annotation, biological process: glycogen catabolic process. Gene Ontology annotation, cellular component: cytoplasm. The record is from RefSeq and is a predicted model, not a curated record. The coding region runs from base 208 to 2757 and encodes 849 amino acids. The transcript is spliced from 14 exons. Lineage: Eukaryota; Metazoa; Arthropoda; Insecta; Hemiptera; Aphididae.
CGCAACGCCAACACAAGUGGUCGCGUACCUUCAGUCAUCACAGUACACCGGCGGCUGGCCAACGGCAACGACCUAAAGACGUCUUCCAAAAACCUUUCGAUAAUAUCACACGAGAACGCAUCGUACAUUUGAUCGAAAAUAUCACAAUUCUCAACACACACGCGUCUCUUCACAUAUUGCACUAAAUCGUAUUGAAAAAGCGUCAAAAUGCCGACGGUGCAAAUCACCAAGCCUAAGGUGGAAAAGCGCAAACAGAUCAGUGUCAAGUCCAUUGCAGAUGUUGAGGAUGUGGUGGCCAUGAAGAAAACGUUCAACCGACACCUGCACUUCACGCUAGUCAAGGAUAGGAACGUAGCCACUAUCAGGGAUUACUAUUAUGCGCUGGCGCACUCAGUCCGGGAUAGCCUGGUAUCCCGAUGGAUCAGGACGCAACAGCACCAAUACGCGGUCAACCCGAAGCGUGUUUAUUAUUUGUCUUUGGAGUUCUUGGUUGGUCGUUCCCUUCAGAACACUAUGAUCAACCUUGGCAUUCAAAGUAGUGUUGACGAAGCAUUGUAUCAAAUGGGAUUAGAUAUUGAAGAACUGGAAGAUCUCGAGGAGGACGCCGGUCUGGGAAACGGUGGCUUAGGUCGUUUGGCCGCAUGUUUCCUAGACUCCAUGGCCACUCUAGGUCUGGCAGCUUAUGGUUACGGUUUAAGAUACGAAUAUGGUAUAUUUGCUCAGAAGAUAGUCAACGGUGAACAGAUUGAAGAACCAGACGAUUGGCUCAGAUUUGGAAACCCGUGGGAAAAAGCUAGACCCGAGUAUAUGUUACCAAUUCAUUUCUUCGGCAAGGUAGUAGACACACCGACUGGCAAAAAGUGGAUCGACACUCAAGUUGUGUUCGCGAUGCCGUACGAUAGUCCAGUUCCCGGUUAUCAGAACAACAUCGUUAACACCAUGCGAUUGUGGUCCGCCAAAUCUCCAGUUGAAUUCAACUUAAAGUUUUUCAACGACGGUGAUUACAUUCAAGCUGUUCUCGAUAGGAACUUGGCUGAAAACAUCACCCGUGUUCUGUACCCCAACGACAAUUUAUUCGAAGGCAAAGAGCUGCGUUUGAAACAAGAAUAUUUCAUGUGUUCCGCCACGCUCCAAGAUAUCGUCCGAAGAUUCAAAGCGACGAAAAAAGGUGAACCGAAGACCGACUUCAACAAUUUCCCAAACAAAGUGGCACUACAGUUGAACGAUACCCACCCGGCACUUGCUAUCCCAGAACUGAUGAGGAUCCUCAUGGACAUCGAAGGUCUGUCGUGGGAAGCCGCUUGGGACAUCACCGUCAAAACCUGCGCUUACACCAACCACACCGUAUUACCUGAAGCACUGGAACGGUGGUCGGUGUCAUUGAUGAGCAGUAUAUUGCCGAGACAUAUGCAAAUCAUUUACGAAAUCAAUUUCCUGCAUUUGCAAGAAGUACAAAAACGUUGGCCAAACGACAAUGCGCGUUUGAAGAGAAUGUCGCUGAUCGAAGAAGACGGUGACAAGAGGGUGAACAUGGCUCAUUUGUCCAUCGUCGGAUCUCAUGCCGUCAAUGGCGUAGCUCGUAUUCAUUCAGACAUCAUCAAGAAUGACUUGUUCAGAGACUUUUACGAAUUGUCACCAGAAAAGUUCCAAAACAAAACAAAUGGUAUUACACCACGUAGAUGGUUACUUCUGUGUAACCCCAAUUUAUCAGAUAUCAUUGGAGAGAGAAUCGGUGAUAACUGGAUCACGCAUUUGGACGAGCUGACAAAUUUAAACCAACUCGUAAAUGAUCAAAGUUUUAUUCUGGAUGUGCAAAAAGUCAAGCAAGAAAACAAAAUGAAACUAGCUCAUUGGUUGGAAUCCGAAUACAACGUCAAAAUCAAUGUCAAUUCGAUGUUUGACAUCCAGGUGAAGCGAAUCCACGAAUAUAAGAGACAACUUUUGAAUUGCCUGCACAUUAUCACCCAAUACAACAGAAUCAAGAAAAACCCAGACGGCGAGUUCGUACCGAGAACAGUUAUGAUCGGUGGAAAGGCCGCUCCAGGAUACUACAUGGCCAAAAAAAUUAUCAAACUCAUCAAUUAUGUGGCCAAUGUAGUCAAUAACGACCCGGUGAUCGGAGACCGUCUGAAGGUGUUGUAUUUGGAAAACUAUAGAGUGACUUUUGCUGAGAAAAUCAUACCAGCCGCGGACCUUAGCCAGCAGAUAUCUACUGCGGGAACUGAAGCUUCUGGAACUGGCAACAUGAAAUUCAUGUUAAACGGUGCACUUACCAUCGGCACGUUAGACGGUGCAAAUGUGGAAAUGGCCGAAGAAAUGGGAUCCGAAAACAUAUUUAUUUUCGGAAUGAACGUCGAUGAAGUAGAAUUGUUGAAGAGAAAAGGCUACAAUGCUCAUACUUACUACGAAUCCAUACCGGAACUCAAACAGUGCGUAGACCAAAUCCAAAAUGGAUUUUUCAGUCCCAACAACCACGAUGAGUUUAAGGACAUCGUCGACGUCCUCCUCAAAUGGGACAGAUUUUUCCUGUUGGCCGACUACCAAGAUUACAUUAAAGCUCAAGAUAAAGUCAACGAGACUUAUAUGGAUCAGACCAAAUGGACACGCAUGUGCAUCCGUAACAUCGCGUCCUCUGGAAAAUUCUCGUCCGACCGCACGAUCUCGGAGUACGCCAAAGAGAUUUGGGAUGUCGAGCCGUCAUGGGAGAAAUUGCCGGCCCCACAUGAACGUAUCGCAGAUCUUCCGAAGCAGUCGUAAUAACUCUAUGAUGGCGAUGAUGAUAUAAUACACUUACAACAACACAAUAUUUAAUAUUUUAAUAUAAUAUAUUUAUAAUAGGUACGCGUAUUUAAUGUUGGGAAUUUUUCUUUUUUUAACGAUUAAGCAAAAAAUAAUAAUAAUAAUACCUAAUAUUAUAUUUAUAUAUAUAUGUGUGUAUUUUUGAAGAUUGUGUUCCUCACCUUAUAAUAUUUCACGAUAAUUUAAUUAUUUGAAUAUUUUAUUAGGUACCUAUUUUAACACGUAAAGAUUAUUGAAUUAUAUACAUGGUUGGCCGCCCAAAUAAUAUUAUGUUUACAUAUUAUUAUCUAAUUAUAUAUUUGCUUAUUGUAUAAACGUACCUAUGUGAAUUUUUUUAAUUUUAAUAAAUUAUAUUUAUCGAUUACUUUUUAUGCUAUAGAUUCUUGAAUAUUAAAUACUU